AUGUCCAAUAAGCGGGUCCCCAUCAACUAUCAAGUGCCUCAGUUCCCUGGGCUGUACGAUCCGCUCCCGGGGGAUCAUAAACAAGCGUACUACCUGUACUAUACGACGGAUAUCUGGCGUUUCACGCUCUAUUGGACCUUGAUCUUCUAUGGCGCGACGCAUCUCACGGUCGCAGGAUGGGCGGUCUUGACGCACUUCCGGAAUUGGAGUGUCAUAUGGCUAGUCCCGUUACUGUAUAGUGUGGUUGCAGGGCUGGAGGGGCUUUUAGCAGGGAGCAUUGUUGGCCUUGUACUCGGCGCCGUAUACGAAGCGGGUAAUUUCAGGAUGUCAACUUGGCUGCCCAUGGUCUGGGGCGGUCUCAAUGUGAUGAUCCUCAUUCUGACGAGCUUCCCAAUGCAAGGUGGUCUUUGA
Molecule: messenger RNA, 411 nt
Organism: Penicillium canariense
Lineage: Eukaryota; Fungi; Ascomycota; Eurotiomycetes; Eurotiales; Aspergillaceae
Exons: 2
Coding region: 1-411 (136 amino acids)
Source: RefSeq, a predicted model, not a curated record